GCUGAUUUUAUAGUUUUUAAAUGGUAUUGAUAAGCACGUACCCGAGCACAUAACCAUCUUAGAAUUACGUUCACAACUUAUUAAGUUAUAAUCCGUACUCUGUCCGAAUGUCAGAAAUAAAUAAUAAUAUUAAAUCCUAAAUAUCAAUUAUGAUUUUCCGUUAAAAUAAUUUGUAGUAGGUAUUUGAGGAAAAAAGAACUACAAUCGCUCGAUCGAUUAAGUCGGUAUUUGACCUACAAACAUUUUGAAACAGUGAGAAAAUGUGUGUGAUCAUUUUCAGUCAUGUAUGGGAGUUGCGUAGGCUCGUGGCGUGUAUGUCUUGAUUUGAUAGCGAGACGACAAUGACGACCUGACCCAUGUGUUAAUUAUACAUAUGUAUAAAAAGACGAAUGCAUAUUGAAUGAAGUACGAGUGUAUAAGAAUUAGUUAGUCAUGCGUAGUAAUUUUGUAACACGUGAGUAGAAAACUAUUAGCCAUAGAAUCUGUUCUAAUAGUUUUUUUACUUGAAUGAAGUGUAAUUAUGUGAUAAUUAUUGUUUACAAGGAAUGCUUUCCAGAAUUUGUCAGUAGGUAUAAGGUUUUAAAUAGAAAUUUUUGACAAUGUGCAAUUAUCGAUAGUUUAGACUUUGCUUUUGGCCUGUAACAGUUAUCAGACAUUUUUCAUAGAUAUGAAUUAAUCACUUAAUAAUUAGAACAUAUAGGUAAGCCAUCCCUAUAGGUAAAUAUUAUUCUCUGUUUAAAACUGGAAUUGAUUCUUGCUGUUCUGUACUCGGUUGCGUGUGGUGCAUUUUUACAAAACGUAUAUUUUAAUUUAGGACUUAAUUCUUGUGACGAAAUGUGAUAAAUAUCCGUAACUUAUAAUGAAAUGAGUAUCCGUUAUGACCAUGAAGAUGUCAACCGCAUACAGCUAGCGACCUGCAAAGAUGACGGACAUCCGACAGAUUUUGAAAAUGUCGGUCCGACAAGUGCCGAAUUCCGGUCUGUCGACGAAGAAAACUUUAGCGAAAACCCUCUGGUGGUCAGCUCGAGUACGCUGGAAACACAAGGUGAAUCGCCUAAGUGCAUGUAUCAUUUACUGUCGCCGACUGUACCGGCCAAGACACCUGUAGACCCGAGAUUUUCUUCAGACAAACCACCCCGGGUGCGAAUGAUAUUGCCUGAGCUCAAUAGAGUUCUAUGCAGCAACCGCGUAAGCCAAAUGACAAAAACCUAUAAUGAUAUCGAAGCAGUAACCCAACUAUUAGCCGAAAAAGAAAAAGAUUUGGAGCUAACAGCGCGAAUUGGCAAAGAACUUUUGACUGGCAACCAGACGCUUGAAGCCAGGGUGGGAUUGCUUGAGACAGAGUUGAAGACUGUCAAUGAGCGUUACACACAGGCUUCAUACGAACUGCAGAAAAAAAACGACCUCAUCAAAAUACUCAGUAACGAUGCCGAUGAAACUGGCUACGAAGCAAAUGAUGAUGCAGUUGAAAACGAAAAGUAUUACGGCGUCAGUGUCGGUUAUUUGCAAUCACGACUCAAAAAUCUUGAAGACGAGAACCGUAGCUUGCGAGGUGAGGCAAACAGACUUGCAAUGGAAACCGACGAGGUAGAAGCCAAGGAAGCACAACUAAUGUCCGACUUUGCAUCUCAACUCAGUGUCACAAGGUCUGACCUGUCCGUCAUCAUGGAACAAGCAGACAAGCAUAGAGAUGAGAAUGUAACGCUGCACAACAACUGCGAGUUCUUACGCUCAAAGUUGUCCAGCGUUGAGACUUCGUUAAAAAUUAAAAAUGAUGAGAACGAAGAACUUAUGGCCAUGUUGAUGUUGGCAAGGGACACGCAAAAUGAGUUAGCAUCUGAAAUUGUCGAAGUGAAAAAACAAUACGAAGAAGUACUUACCAUGCUUCAUGAAUGUCAAACCGAACUCAAAGGAUAUAGGGACAAACACAUACCGCUAGCUCGAGCUGGCCCUCUAUUCACGUCUCUUCCGCCAUACUUGAACUCAAAUGGGCUGCACAGCCAUGGCCAUAGCUCGUUGGAGAGUUCAUUGUUUUCUGAACUCAGUCUGGAUUCAGGAAUAUGUACAGGACGAAUGUCUGGGGCGAGUAGUUAUAAGAAGUCUAUAGGAAUGAUGAAGUUAACGUCGGCUAUGGAAACAAGCACAAGAAACUUGUCCAGGCAAACAGCAUACAACGAUCUUACUGAGGAAUCUCCUACUCAUAGUGAUUGCGAUGAUUUCUCUGACACUGAUUCAUUUAUUAUUGAACAACCCGGUAUACCUGGUGCUCCUGGAUCUGAAGAUUUAGCCAAUGCCUUGAAACGUCUAACCCCAGCAUCGAUAAAAGCUCGACGCGCAGCAUUAGGAUCUGGUUUCAUGUUUGCUGAUCCUUAUGACUCAGCCGAUACAAGAACCCCUGACUCAAUUAUGUCUACUGGUAGCAUAAGUUUGACAACUUGGAAAACACCAAAUAAACUACAGUUGGUUAAACCCAUGCAAGGUUCAUUUACGCUACAACAGUGGAAUGCUCAAUCGGUUCCAUCUCUCAGCUCUAUUCUGGAAGAACAACCUCAAGGCGUGAUCAAAAAGAGUGAUUCAACUGCUCCUAUAGCAGGGCUUCCUCAAACUUUUAGACUUGACGAAAUCGAAGAAGAUGAACCUAGAACACACCCUGGAAAAAUGUUUCAAAUGUCCACCCACAUCACUACUAUUACCAAUUCAAGGGUCAUGCAUCCAGAUGAUGGUACAAGUGUUACAACCAGUGUUCGAGCUAGUGCCAUGUCAAGUGUAGUAAAUAGCUGCGUCAAUAGUCGUGUGCCUACCAGAGAGACUACACCCAUGUUAUCUAGGAGAAAUUCAACUACAACGUUUUCUACUAACUGUGGAUUAGCAGCCAUGUUAAAUGAAAGGGGUAUUAGAGCAAUCACACCUUCUGCCCUAGCAACACCUAUGUUUUCUACAACAGCCACACCUUGUAACAGUCCAUAUGGAUCGCCUGGUGGGUCCCCCGAUCGUUCUCGUUCACCUUCUCCAUCAGAUUCUCCUUACUCACAUCCAUUUGGAUUACCUGGAUAUUUGAUGCACAGUGGUGCCAAACUGUUAAGAAAGACUCUAACAGGCACUGAAAGAGGAACUGAACACCACAAGUCUCGCAAAUCAAAAUCACUUAUAAGGCCAGACAAAAAGACAUUGGCUGGUAUACGACUUGUAGAGACAAUGAAACACUAUAUACCAACUGUUCCACCAGAUAUGUCUGGUCAUCCUGUAUUCGACAUAGGAGACUGUGUCCCCCCUAAACCUGAAAAUGGUGCAUUGCAACGACGACUAAAACAAUUGGAUAGUGGCAAUGAUAGUGGAGGCCCCAGACUUCGUAUGGACUUGGGUACAGUAGGUUCAUCUGCAAAUGAUCCUCAACCUUCGCGAGGGACACUCAUCAGUUCCAUGUUUUUUGCUCGUAAAGGAGGGUUACUAUAAACAAAUAUAUUUAAAACUAGUUCGCUUUGAAUGUACAAUGGUGCAAUGUUAAUAUAUAAUUUUAUUCUUAAUAAGUUAUUGUGGAAACCAAAGGCAAUCAAAUGUAUUUGCUGGUAUAUUUAUCCUACUCAAUUGACCAUACAUAAGAAUCAAACAUAAUUGCAAAGGAUUUUUUUUUGUUUUUAAAUCAUUAAAUAUGAUUCCUUUAUAAACCCUUUUGUUUGUUCUAAAUUUCAAAAAAUUAAUAUUUAUGCAGUUCUAAAAAACUCAUUGAUAACAAAUUUUUUUUUCAAAUGAUAGACAAUUUUUUUUCUAUUAGUUAACCAGUUGUAGCAAAAGUAUUUUGGUAUAUUAUUUAUUACAUAAAUAAGUAAUCAUUAAAUUAAAAUGUUAUGUUUAUUAAUCAUUUAAUAGUCAUGCUUUGCUCAUGCCUAUGAUACGCAAAUAACGUAUUUUAGAUGCUUUAAGGUGCUAUAUAAUUUACA
Molecule: messenger RNA, 3938 nt
Organism: Acyrthosiphon pisum (pea aphid)
Lineage: Eukaryota; Metazoa; Arthropoda; Insecta; Hemiptera; Aphididae
Gene: milt
Product: trafficking kinesin-binding protein milt
Exons: 11
Coding region: 865-3453 (862 amino acids)
Biological process (GO): vesicle transport along microtubule; mitochondrion distribution; protein targeting
Cellular component (GO): mitochondrion; cytoplasmic vesicle
Molecular function (GO): myosin binding
Source: RefSeq, a predicted model, not a curated record